UUCCUAAUGCACUGUAUAUUACUGUAUAUUACUGAUAAUCCAGUAAAGACAGUUAAACAUGGACAUGAAUGACAAGUUAUAUUCAUUAAUAAUACUGUYUCCAUUGUAAUGUSUCUCGUCUGUCUGUGUGUCAGACCUGAUGACCCUGGGUGGGUUGGACCUGUGUAUGUCGCAGUGCUUGAAUCAUCCUCAGGGCAGCGUGAGGUGGCGUGGUGCCCAGCUCAUCGCCUCCUGUGCCCAGAACAUGCCCGAAGUGCAGUGCCACUUACUCAGCAAGGGGGCGCUAUCCAAACUGCUGCAGCUGACCGACUCAGAUCCCCACCCCACCGUUCGAGUGAAGGCCCUCUACGCUGUCUCCUGUCUGGUGCGUGAGCAGGAAGUAGGUCUCAGGGCCUUCCUGUCUCACGAUGGCUUCUCUGUGCUGAUGAGAGGCAUGCAGUCUGACAACGAGAAACUGAGGACCAAGUCGUCUUUCUUACUCCUCAACCUGCUCACAGUCCACCCAGAGCAUAAAGAUACAGUUCUCUCCAUGGGUAUGGUGCAACAGCUGGUGUCCUUCUACGCACGCUCACUCCUCCUUCCAGAGCAUGUGCCUCGGCGCCUCUGCUGCCUGGUGGAGGAGAGUCCUCUGGGUCUGAGGGACUCAGAGCCCCACUUGGGGCUGGAGGAGAUGCUCAACCAGCGGGCUGAGGAUCUGCAGGGGAGAGAGGAAGUGUCAGGUUUGGAAGAGUUGGAGUUCUGCAAGCGUGCGUCUGCUUGUUUCUGCGGAGAAACCUGCGACAGUGGAAUGGAUCGCUGAAAAUCCAACUGUCCUCCACUUCUCCUGCAGUGCCGUCAUUGGCUAGGAGGACA
This is a messenger RNA of Salvelinus sp. IW2-2015, 852 nucleotides long. It is a transcript of the gene hspbp1, whose product is annotated as HSPA (heat shock 70kDa) binding protein, cytoplasmic cochaperone 1. Gene Ontology annotation, cellular component: endoplasmic reticulum. Gene Ontology annotation, molecular function: adenyl-nucleotide exchange factor activity. NCBI's taxonomy places the organism in Eukaryota, Metazoa, Chordata, Actinopteri, Salmoniformes, Salmonidae. The record is from RefSeq and is a predicted model, not a curated record.